AUGCGACGAAGAAAUGCUAUAACUGGGGGCGCAACGAAUGCCUUAACUAGCGUUUUGGUCAAAAUACCAACUUUGACGGCAGCAUUGCCGGUGUCUGCGUUUUACAAGAGACUAUCAGAUGAAGACCCAGAACAUAUGGGAGGCCGGCUUUACACGUAUUUGCCGGUGUCUGUUGCACUAGUUUUAUUAGGUGGUGUGUUUGCAGGUCUUACUCUGGGGUUAAUGGGUCAGGAUGAGAUGUAUCUUAAGGUCAUCAGCAGCUCAGGGACACACAGCGAGCAAAAGUAUGCCCGCCGUGUGCUGCGUUUAAUUGGCCGCGGAAAACACUGGGUUCUUGUUACGUUGUUAUUGAGCAACGUCAUCACCAAUGAGACCCUACCUAUUAUGUUAGACCGUUGUUUCGGUGGUGGCUGGCAGGCUGUUGUUACCAGUACGGUUCUGAUUGUUGUCUUUGGAGAGAUCAUUCCUCAGUCUAUUUGUGUGAGGUAUGGACUCCAAGUAGGAGCUUGGUUUAGCCCCUUUGUUCUGGGUUUAAUGUACUUGAUGUAUCCUGUCGCAUACCCAAUUGCACUAUUACUCGAUUGGAUCUUGGGUGAAGACCACGGUAUAGUGUACAAGAAGUCGGGACUGAAGUCUCUGGUCACCCUACAUAAAACAAUGGGUGUUGAGCGGCUGACGCAAGACGAAGUGACCAUUAUCUCUGCUGUCCUGGACUUAAAAGAAAAACAGGUCGAUGAAAUUAUGACGCCUAUAGAGAAUGUUUUCACUAUUAGUGCGGACAAGAUUUUGGACGAGAAAGCUGUCGGCGAGUUAUUUAACUCUGGUUUCUCUCGUAUCCCUAUCUAUCUCCCUGGUCAACCUACUAAUUUUAUUGGUAUGUUGUUGGUAAGAGUUUUGAUAUCUUAUGAUCCUGAGGAUGCCCUCCCAGUUUCUCACUUCCCGCUUGCUACUUUGCCUGAAACUUCACCCAUGACAUCUUGUUUGAACAUCCUGAACUAUUUCCAGGAGGGAAAAUCACACAUGUGUCUUGUUUCUAGAGAGCCGGGAUCUUCCGCCGGUGCCUUGGGUGUUGUCACUUUGGAAGACGUGAUUGAAGAGCUUAUUGGCGAAGAGAUCGUUGAUGAAUCAGACGUUUUCGUCAACAUCCACCAGCGAAUUAUGCGCGAGCAACCUGGGCCACUAUCAAAGCGUCAUGUGACGGCAUACCUACACUCGUUGUACACCUCGUCUAACAGAGCUUCAGCUGCCGAAGCUGCCGUGGCAUCGCCUCCCGGUAGCCAACACGAGGGGCGCUUGUAUGCACCAGAUGUCAUGGUGCCUAUGAAUCCUGCCGCUAAUCCUCUUCACGUGUCGAAUCCGCAUAUAACUGUUAAACGACAGGCGGAUAUUUUGCAAAACUCAGCUACGCCGAACACUGGCAGGGAAACCUCGCAGGUGAAGUCAAAAAAUUCGUCUUCUCUCGCAAAUGGCUACGGAGAAUAUUCUCAAGAUACCCCGAACAUUAAUGGCUCAUCACGUAAUGGCUAUGGCAGUACAUUUAUGACACCUCCUCGAAUGUCGCUACUUUCAGACCACGAAGAAUAUGCGAAUAAAGCCGCCAUGGUCACACGCGAAACUGGUGCUACUGCUACUGCAGUAACAACCUCGCAAAGUCCGAACAGACGCUACAAUAUCUCCUAUUCAUUGCCGCAACCCUCUCAAAUGCAGCCGCAAAGGUCCAUUGAUAUGUCCUCUCGUCACAGUGAUACUAUUACCUACAAAGAAGCGGAUUCAGAUAAAGUGCAUUGUAACAUCAUCUCAACCACAUACCGCUAUACCAAGAAUGGUAUUGUCGAAUCCGUUAUCACUGUAGAAGGUGUUCCUAAAACGAUACUUGAACCUGCGGUUGAUUGGGACGAUUCCAACUGUUUGCACGUGACCGAGACUGAUAAUUCCGACGAAGGCAGCCGUAGUAAUCGGGGUGUUGUGAAGAAAAUCAAUAGUAUUAAUUCCUCAUUGUCUUCGAAGUCAUAA
Molecule: messenger RNA, 2013 nt
Organism: Eremothecium sinecaudum
Lineage: Eukaryota; Fungi; Ascomycota; Saccharomycetes; Saccharomycetales; Saccharomycetaceae
Gene: MAM3
Product: Mam3p
Exons: 1
Coding region: 1-2013 (670 amino acids)
Biological process (GO): magnesium ion homeostasis
Cellular component (GO): intracellular membrane-bounded organelle
Source: RefSeq, a predicted model, not a curated record